Messenger RNA from Prunus armeniaca (apricot), 516 nucleotides. Lineage: Eukaryota; Viridiplantae; Streptophyta; Magnoliopsida; Rosales; Rosaceae. The record is from the annotation of a GenBank genome assembly.
AUGUCUGGGGGCUCAGAGAGUGAUGACUCUGUAACAGCUAAUGGGAGGGUUUACAUUCCUGAAGUAAGAAAUGAGGAAACACCAGCAGUUGGGAUGAAGUUCGACUCGCUUGACCUCGUUUAUAAUUUCUAUAAUAGAUAUGCAUUCUUGGCUGGCUUUGGUGCAUACCGAAAUGAUGAAACUCGGGAGAGAAAAAGACAGCGGGGAAUAAGUAGAUGCAAUUGCAAAGCUAAGAUUGUGGUUGUGAAGACACAUGGGAGCAAGAAGUAUACCAUCUCUCUUUUUGCAGAGGGACACAAUCAUAAGAUGACACCCUCAGGAAGAAUGCAUUUACUGAUAUCACACCGUCGUAUUUCAGAUUCUACAAAAGUACUCACAAAACAGUUGGGUUCGGUUAAUAUUCCCAUUAAUCAGAAGGAUAUCUACAAUCUUGAAUGUAGUGUGAAUGGGAAGCUGAGGAACCACGAUGUUGAACUAGUGACCGAGUAUUUUAUGGCUGAACAGAAAAAAAAAUGA